Molecule: messenger RNA, 2125 nt
Organism: Syzygium oleosum
Lineage: Eukaryota; Viridiplantae; Streptophyta; Magnoliopsida; Myrtales; Myrtaceae
Product: pentatricopeptide repeat-containing protein At5g15340, mitochondrial
Exons: 1
Coding region: 123-2015 (630 amino acids)
Biological process (GO): RNA modification
Molecular function (GO): protein binding; zinc ion binding; RNA binding
Source: RefSeq, a predicted model, not a curated record
AUCCUGUCGCCCCGUAUUCUUCAUUUCUGCGAACGUUUGUCUAAUCCUCGUAGCGGAUCGAAGAGACCUUCGCAAAUCAUCAAUCUCAUCGGUCCGCAUGCCCAACAUCCUUCGUCCCUCUUAUGAAAUGGCCACUUUCCCAAGCCUCCACUUCUUCCCUCCCCCACCACGUCCGCGCCCUUCUGCGUGCAUGCGCUCGACAAUCUUCUCUCGGCCCUGGGAAGAAGCUCCACGCCUUGGUGCUCACCACCGGGCUCGCCGCAUCAUCGCCGAGGUCGUUCCUUUACAAUACCCUUUUGCACGUUUACGCCUCCUGCGGCGAGGUCACCUGCGCGCGCAAGCUGUUCGACGGAAUUCCUGACUCGCACAAGGACACCGUCGAUUGGACCGUGCUGAUGGGCUCCCUCGCCCGUUAUGGCGUGCCCUUCGAGGUGCUACGGUUGUUCGUGGAGAUGGGGAAUGCGGGCGCGAGGCCGGAUGACGUGACCAUGGUUUGCCUGUUCAAUGCCUGUGCUCGGUUGGUCAAUGCGGAUGUGGGAAUGCAGGGACAUGGGUGGUUGGUGAAGAUGGGGUUUGAGUCUAGUACCAAGGCAUGUAAUGCCCUCAUGGACGUGUAUGUGAAGAGCGGGUUGAUGAGCGAAGCGAGGCGGGUAUUUUGUGGGAUGAAGGAACGGACUGUGGUGUCUUGGACUGUGGUUUUAGAUGGCGCGAUUAGGUGGGAAGGUGUAUCAAGUGGGAGGUUGGUGUUUGAUCGGAUGCCUGAGAGAAAUGAGGUCGCAAGUACAGUCAUGCUUGCGGGCUAUGUGGAAAGUGGAUAUACCGGGGAAGCUUUUAGCCUUUUAGAUGAAGCAGUUUUUGGUUGGUGUAUGAGAUUAAAUAGCGUCACGCUUUGUUCUCUCCUAUCCGCUUCGGCUCAGUCGGGAGAUGUGAUGAUGGGGAAGUGGGUUCAUGUCUAUGCUUUGAAGACAAUGGGUAUGCAUAUGGAUGUCAUGGUGGGAACAACACUACUUGACAUGUAUGCCAAAUGCGGUAGGAUUCAUAGUGCACUGAAAGUUUUUGAGUACUUGCCUGAUAGGAAUGCAGUCACUUGGAAUGCAAUUCUUAGUGGAUUGGCAAUGCACGGGCUGGGUAAAGUUGCAGUGGCUAUGUUCCCUCGGAUGCUCAAAGAAGCAAAGCCAGAUGACCUGACCUUUACGUCUCUGUUGAACGCUUGCAGCCACUCGGGCCUUCUUGAUGAGGGCCGUCGCUUUUUCCGCGAUCUUCAAGUUGUAUAUGGCAUAAGACCUAAAGUGGAACACUAUGCAUGCAUGGUGGAUCUUCUAGGUCGGGCUGGUGAGAUAGAGGAAGCAGAGAUGGUUAUAAAGACGAUGCUUGUCCCUCCAAAUGAAGUGGUUUUAGGAUCUCUUUUGGGUUCUUGUCAUGUCCAUGGCAAACUCCAGCUUGGCGAACGUAUUAUGAAGCAGCUGGUUCAGUUGGAUCCUCAAAAUACAGAAUACCAUGCAUUGCUAUCUAAUAUGUAUGCUCUGGAAGGAAAGCUGGAGAAAGCCAAUUCGCUUAGGCAGGUUCUUAGCAUGGGGACCACGAGGAAGGUGCCUGGAAUAAGCUUUAUCCAUACCAAUGGCAAGUUUCAUCAGUUCUCUGCUGGAGAUAAGUCACAUCCACGAACAAGAGAAAUAUACGUUAUGCUGGAUGAAAUGAUACGGAGAUUGCGUUUGGCCGGUUACAUUCCGAAUACUAGCUUACAGCUAUUAACUGGUUCCCAUCACGUGUUCAAUGAGGAAGAGAAGGAGCAGGCACUGUUCUCACACAGUGAGAAGUUGGCAGUUUGCUUUGGGCUUAUAAGCACCAGGGCUCGAACACCUUUGUACAUAAUGAAAAAUCUAAGAAUAUGUCAAGAUUGUCAUGCUGCUAUAAAGAUUGUGUCAGAUAUAUACGAAAGGGAAAUUGUUAUAAGAGACCGAAGUCGGUUUCACCAUUUCAAGCAUGGCUCCUGUUCUUGUUCUGACUAUUGGUGAAUGCUGACUGCUUCAACUAUUAACUUUCUGAGUUUGUUAGAUCUUGAACCUCGGUCAUAGAUUCGUGUUAAUGACCAACUUCAAUUCCAAUGAUAAGUCGUCUGCAGAAA